AUGUUCCGCGGCCGAUGUCCAUCCAGAAACGCGAAGACAGUGCUCCGCAUCGCCAGAAGCCAUUAUGCAACUCCACGGCGUACCUUCACUACGCAGCCGCCGUACUACCAGGGACUGCCCCCGGUUCGGCUUCUCGGCCCUACCAUCUGGUGUCUUGCUACCGCCGGCGCCAUCUACCUGGGCUGUGCGGCCUCUGAUGUCUAUCAAGAUGUCGCCCGCGCCAAGGGGGAGGGCACGCGCUGGGCCUCCAAACGACCGCCCGAGACCUUCGAGGAGCUAGAACGCUUCAGAGGCACCAGCUACGCCGGCACCCGUUCCGCCCGGUCGUGGAGUCCCUUCUCCGAACUAUCUGGUCUGUCGGAACUAGCCGAGUUCUCCGAGCCCGAAAAGCUGAUCGUCAGUGCCAUCGCCCUGAACACGGGCCUCCACGCAUCAUGCCGUGGGUCGCCUGCUUUUUGGGGGCACCUGGCCCACGUCCCCGUCUCGACCAGGAACUACACACUUCUCACUUCGGUCUUUGGGCACGCAGGCCUACUCCACCUCGGCUUCAACAUGUACGGCCUGUUCAUGGUCGGUCCGCCCGUCGCCCAAACCCGUACCUUUAACGACAACGGCCAUCACCUGGCAGCCUUCUACCUGGCCACCGGUAUCCUGACCAGUCUGGCACAGCAUAUCAGCUCUAUCGGGCCUCAUCGGAUGAACCGCUUCCAGCCCUCGUUGGGUGCCAGCGGCGCAAUCAUGGCUAUCCUGGGCGCGUUCGGCAUGUCGUAUCCGGACACCCACAUCGGCAUCCUCUUCUUGCCCGGAUCUUUGCCUGCGUCACAAUUCCUGGCUGGUGUGGCGCUCUUCGAUGCCAUCGGUAUCUUCGUCCGCUACCCAUGGAUCAACUGGGCGCACGCGGCACAUCUUGCCGGCCUGUCACUUGGAGCGUCCUAUGUCUACUUUGGCGGGGACAAACGGGUGUGGCGGCCAACACGCAGGCUUGCCUUCAAUACAAUGCGAUUGUUGAACGUGAUUUGA
Anthostomella pinea is the source of this 1020-nucleotide messenger RNA. NCBI's taxonomy places the organism in Eukaryota, Fungi, Ascomycota, Sordariomycetes, Xylariales, Xylariaceae. The record is from the annotation of a GenBank genome assembly.